Molecule: messenger RNA, 1744 nt
Organism: Hypoxylon trugodes
Lineage: Eukaryota; Fungi; Ascomycota; Sordariomycetes; Xylariales; Hypoxylaceae
Exons: 5
Coding region: 119-1588 (489 amino acids)
Source: RefSeq, a predicted model, not a curated record
CACCCUAUACCGCUCCUUUUCGUUGACCUACUUACCUGUUAUUUGGUAAAUUUAGAUUUUAUUUAGAAUAACUGUUUUAAUAUUUUUAUGCCAUUUCAUCCAAGUCCGAACUCUUACAAUGAAAGUGAGGGGCUCCCGUGAGGCCCCCUGGAGGGUGAUAAAGAAACUAGAGUCUACUGAGAUUUCUCGCAUCGCAGAAUCGUCUGCUGUUCCAGCGACAAAUCCCGGUCUUGAUAUUCACCCCAAUAGUGCUGGCCCACAAAUUCAAGAAAUUAACAGGAAGAGAAAACGGGACUACUCGCCUCCUCUCAGGUUGACAGGAUCGACUUCGACAACGGCACCAGUUCCUCAGCGCCAUCCACAUAUUCUCUAUCGCCUAACAUGCCAUAGCGCUAAUUUUGUACCCAUUCAUCUUUAUUCUUGGAAUAGAUUCAAAGGAUUAGAGCAAGAUGACCACGAACUCCAAGAGCGAAGGAAUCUCGCCGUAUUAGACAUCAUAGACACAGUCGACGGUGAUCACAUAACCAAUCCUCCAAGGAAGAAUCAACUCCGGGACAACUUUCUGCAGGACGAUCCAAACGAAUUCAUCCUUGACGUCGACUUUCGCGUUAGGAAGAUCUAUAGAACCUGUCUUCGAAUUCACUCCCCCCAUGUCCAAUAUGUGUUACGGACACUCAUCCGUUACUAUCCUGGAUUCAACGUCCAAGAAAAUGAGAUAUUCUGCAUUUAUCCUUUUGCAGAAAUAUUCCAUUACUGGAGCGAUUUGCAGCGGGUAAAGGGUGACUUAUUGGGUGGUUGUGGCGAGGUAAAUGUUAGGAACCCCGACAUUGGAUCAGAAGUUAUUAUAAAAAACAGCCCGCUUCUCUGUGAGCAUUUAUGCACUUUACUUGAUGCUCCACCUAUCCAGAACGUCUACGGAAAUAUCGUCGGUCCCGAAUUAAACCUUCACAGUAAGGACCUAGCUACUUACGAUUUGCUCUGGCUAUUAUUUAAGCCCGGCGAGAUAGUCUUCAUGCGCAUUAUGAACAAGCUCUCUGGGUUUGUGGUUAUGAAUAUCACCUAUGAACCUAAAGAUGGCGAGUCAGUUUCGCCUCUUUCGAACCAAGAUCCCUCGGAUAGAUGGAAAAUUACAUUGUGGAACCUGGGGUAUAAAAAUAAGAUGCUCAGGCGCCAAAGCUUUUACACUGCAAUCAACCGUUUCUACGGCGAGAAGUUAAUAUCGGAUUUAAUAGUUUUCCCUAUAAAAUCCACGCCAAGCUAUGAGACGCUAAAGGGCCAACUAAUCGAACGUGGGAAGCGGUAUUACUCUCUUAUCUGUAGUGAGCAAAGCCACAUGCGCUAUGAUGGCAUGGUUGUUGGGGAAAACCCGCAUCACUAUGAAGGUGAAAUUAUCGUGGACCAUCAGGGUUUUCAGCAUGAAGUUCCCGUCGAAGCUUCUACUUAUUGCGAACCGGAAGACCUGGGUGGAGAGCCUCUAUUCUCCAAGUUUAAUGAUAUGAAAUGCUCGCCAGAAAUCGAAUUAGAGCCCGCACAAUAUCUCCUUUUACCCACCUACGUGUUGGGGUUCGCAGUUGGGAAGAGAGAAUAGGUGGUAUUUGAUAUGAGCUUUGUCGAAGACCUUGAAGUUAAUGAAGAAGACCCAAUGAAGUACCUGAUUAUGGACCGCGAAAAAUGCCAACUAGUGGAAGCAAUGGUUGGAAUUCCCCGAGAAGGGACGGCCCUAAAGUCUUGGGAGACUGACUGG